AUGGCAUCCGACAGGCUUGUUAUAUUAUUAAGUGGCAAUCGCCACGGUUUUCUUGAUAGCAGAAUGCUUUUCAGCAAAUUACUCGUCUCUGCGAUCUCUCUCGCUCCUUUGGUUUCCGCUGUUCCAGUAGGAAACGUCCAUGGUCAUCGUCAUCACAAUCAAACCGCUAUUAAGAGAGAUGGUGGUGGAUUCUCUGACGGUGUCUAUGAUUGCUCGCAUUUCCCUGAGGACCAAGACGGUGUUGUAAAGCUUGACUACCUAGGCUUCGGCGGAUGGACAGGCGUUCAAAAGAACGAUGGUAAUUAUGGUACUGCUUCCACUUGCGAAGAUAACACCUACUGUUCUUAUGCUUGCAAGCCUGGUAUGUCCAAGACUCAAUGGCCUUCGGAUCAACCCGGAAGCGGUCAAUCCGUUGGUGGCUUGUUGUGUAAGAAUGGCAAACUCUAUAAGACCCAAAAAGGCUCCAACAACCUUUGCGAAGGUGGUCAUGGCAAUGCUUAUGUCAAGAACAGCUUGGGCUCUAACGUUGCCAUUUGCCGUACUGACUACCCCGGUACUGAAAACAUGAACGUGCCUACCAACAUUGACUCUGGUUCUCAACAACCUCUCUCUGUUGUCGACGAAGACAAUUACUACAAUUGGGGUAACAAGAAGACCUCUGCCCAAUACUACGUUAACAAGUCUGGCCGCUCUGCUCAAGACGUUUGCGUCUGGGGCAAUGAAGGUGAUGACUUUGGUAACUGGGCUCCUUUGAACUUUGGUUCAGGUUACACUGAUGGCAAGAUCUGGUUAUCUAUGUCCAAGAACCCCUUAAACUCCAAGUCUAACGUUGACUACAAGAUCAGCAUCAAGGCUGAUGGUGGUUCUCUUAGCCACGACUGCAGCUACGAAAACGGCUCCUUCCAUGGAGAUGGUGCUACUGAUGAUGGUUGCACUGUUUCCGUCACCGGUGGUGGUGCUUACUUUGAAUUGCAUAAUUAA
Messenger RNA from Schizosaccharomyces cryophilus OY26, 981 nucleotides. RefSeq names its product beta-glucosidase Psu2. The transcript is spliced from 2 exons. Gene Ontology annotation, biological process: fungal-type cell wall organization. The coding region runs from base 1 to 981 and encodes 326 amino acids. NCBI's taxonomy places the organism in Eukaryota, Fungi, Ascomycota, Schizosaccharomycetes, Schizosaccharomycetales, Schizosaccharomycetaceae. Gene Ontology annotation, cellular component: cell surface; fungal-type cell wall. The record is from RefSeq and is a predicted model, not a curated record.